Pipistrellus nathusii (Nathusius's pipistrelle) is the source of this 1137-nucleotide messenger RNA. NCBI's taxonomy places the organism in Eukaryota, Metazoa, Chordata, Mammalia, Chiroptera, Vespertilionidae. The record is from the annotation of a GenBank genome assembly.
AUGGCGACUGUCAUUCACAACCCCCUGAAAGCGCUCGGGGACCAGUUCUACAAGGAGGCCAUCGAGCACUGCCGCAGCUACAACUCGCGGCUGUGCGCCGAGCGCAGCGUGCGGCUGCCCUUCCUGGACUCGCAGACGGGCGUAGCGCAGAACAACUGCUACAUCUGGAUGGAGAAGAGGCACCGCGGCCCGGGCCUUGCUCCGGGCCAGCUGUACACAUACCCUGCGCGCUGCUGGCGAAAGAAGAGGAGAUUGCACCCUCCUGAGGAUCCAAAGCUGCGGCUGCUGGAAAUCAAACCCGAAGUAGAGCUGCCCCUGAAGAAGGAUGGGUUCACCUCAGAGAGCACCACGCUGGAAGCCUUGCUCCGAGGCGAGGGGGUUGAGAAGAAGGUGGACACCAGAGAGGAGGAGAGCAUCCAGGAAAUACAGAGGGUCUUGGAAAAUGAUGAGAAUGUAGAAGAAGGAAACGAAGAAGAAGAUUUAGAAGAGGAUAUUCCUAAGCGGAAGAACAGGACCCGAGGACGGGCCCGUGGCUCUGCAGGUGGCAGGAGGAGGCAUGACCCCGCCUCUCAGGAAGACCACGACAAACCUUACGUCUGUGACAUCUGUGGCAAGCGCUACAAGAACCGACCAGGACUCAGCUACCACUACGCCCACACUCACCUGGCCAGUGAGGAGGGGGAUGAAGCUCAAGACCAGGAGACCCGGUCCCCACCCAACCAUAGAAAUGAGAACCACAGACCCCAGAAAGGUCCGGAUGGGACAGUAAUUCCUAAUAACUACUGUGACUUCUGCCUGGGAGGCUCCAACAUGAACAAGAAGAGCGGGCGGCCUGAGGAGCUGGUGUCUUGUGCAGACUGUGGACGCUCUGGUCACCCGACCUGCCUGCAGUUCACCCUGAACAUGACUGAGGCUGUCAAGACCUACAAGUGGCAGUGCAUAGAGUGCAAAUCCUGCAUCCUCUGUGGGACCUCGGAGAAUGAUGACCAGCUCCUCUUCUGUGAUGACUGUGACCGUGGCUACCACAUGUACUGUCUAAAUCCCCCUGUGGCUGAGCCCCCAGAAGGAAGCUGGAGCUGCCACUUGUGCUGGGAACUGCUCAAAGAAAAAGCCUCGGCCUUCGGCUGCCAAGCCUAG